AUGACUGAUAAGUUGGAAUCUAAAAGUGAGAAGUGUUACUUUGUGGGAUAUCCUAAACAAACUAGAGGAUAUGAAUGCUACUGCCCUGGAGAUCACAAGGUGAUAAUCUCUAGGAAUGUGACGUUUCUUGAAGACAAUUAUGUCUUAAAGGAACAAGGUCACAACAUUAUAGAUCUUGAAGAAAUUCAAGAACCACAAGAUAACAUUGAGGAUGAGGUAUUGCCAAAUGGUUUGAACAAUAACUUAGUGGGAGUUUUUGAUGAUCUAUUGGGAGGGGCAAUUACUAUUAGAGGAGACCCUAGAGGGACUCUCGAAGAACCUCCUCAACACAAUGAGAUGCAUCAAAGACAAGAUGAUACAAUAGUUGCAUCACCUUUACCUCAAGAAGAUCAUAGUGAUAUUCCUGAACCUACUCACAUUCAGAAUGAACAGCCCGAGCCAAAAGAAAACCACUCAAUAGGCCUAGAAGGAUUCGUCGUCCACCUGAGACACUGA
Salvia hispanica is the source of this 495-nucleotide messenger RNA. RefSeq lists its product as uncharacterized. NCBI's taxonomy places the organism in Eukaryota, Viridiplantae, Streptophyta, Magnoliopsida, Lamiales, Lamiaceae. The record is from RefSeq and is a predicted model, not a curated record.